Nycticebus coucang (slow loris) is the source of this 1569-nucleotide messenger RNA. Its product is annotated as ankyrin repeat domain-containing protein 26-like. The record is from RefSeq and is a predicted model, not a curated record. NCBI's taxonomy places the organism in Eukaryota, Metazoa, Chordata, Mammalia, Primates, Lorisidae. The transcript is spliced from 12 exons. Bases 1 to 1110 code for a protein of 369 amino acids.
AUGUUUGGAGAAGAAAAAGUUCAAGUUCAAAAUGAGGUGGAUGCUUCACUUGUCAUUGCCGCUUUGUCCUUGAAUUUAUCAGAGAAUCUUACCAAAGAGGAUCUUGGUUGUUCUUCUGGGAGUGGCAAUUCAAAUGGAACCAAGACAGUACCCAAACAAGUAAAGGGGUCUUUUAAGAAACAUCCAUUGAAGGCUAUUCAGAGCACUAUUAACAUGACAGUUUCCAGUCUGAAGAAAGCAGUAGGAAGGAAGAAUGUGAAAAUAUCCAGAUCAGCAAAACAAGACUUUAUGGUAAUAUCAGAGGAAAAGCAAGAAAAGCACGAUGGAAGCAAAAAUAAUCAUCCACAGAGCAUCUCACAGAAUCUUAAAAAGAAGGAUCUUGGGUAUUCAUCUGAGGCUUCUAAUCAAAAAGGAAAAAAUACAGUAAAUGAACAAGUCGAAGUAGAGCCAGCCUUGCAGAUGUCAUCAGAUGAAGAGAAAGAAAGUCAUGAAGGAAAUAAAAAUAAACAGUCACAGGUUAAAAAACAAAGGAAGAAGUGUGAAGCUAAUGAGAUAGAAGUAUCUAAAUACCUCUGUGAUAUUGCAACUGAUGACAGUGAUGAUGAUGGAUUUACUCAAAAAAGAAAGGCUGGAGAAACCUACAAUCAGCAGUUUUCUAGGAAGGAGAAUGAAAAGUGGGACAGGCCUACAAAGAGAACAUCUAAGAACAAGAACAAGGUGAAAAAACAAAUACACACUAUGGAUGACCAUGAUGACUUAACCUGUUCAUCUGAGGGAGACUCAGAGGAUUAUGAGUUGCCUUCUGUUAAUUAUAAGAAUUUGACAUUUCUUGCUAAACAACAUGGAAAGCACUAUAAAGAUUCUUUUAACCAAUUGGAAAUUCAAAACACAGCUCUUCCCUGUAAGAGCCAUGCAGAACGUAAUAAAAAUUAUUAUAAAAAACUUACAGAUAAUAUCAAAGCACUGGAAACUAUGAUUAUUUUUCUAAAAAUGAAGCUAUCUAAAACGAAAGGAAUAAACUUACAGUUAUACCAUCAAAGAUGUGAAUGGGAGCAAAAACUCCACAGUUUGAGAAUUGUCAAAGGCAUGAACAUGAAAGAGAUCUCCUGAACAAAGAAAUUGUCAGACUAAGAUUGAAAGUAGAAAGAAUGAAAAUGAACAAUGAGGAGAUAGACAAGAAACACUUGCGGGACUUGGAAAUCAUCAAAGACAAGACUGAUGAUCUUCAAAAUGCUGUAAAGCUCAGUGAAGAAAGGUUAAUGAAAGUAACAGCCCAGUAUAAUGGCCAGCUCAACAUACUACGAGACGAGAAUAAAGUGCUACAAGCCAAACUGAAGGAAGCGAAAGAAAACCAGGAAAAACUAGAAGCAGAACUUGAAUCCCACCGUCUCAGACUGGCAGAUGCUAACAAUGAGCGUCACCAAAGUCAGGUCUCCCAAAGAGACCUUGCCUUCAUUGUCCAGAGAACAAAAGAAGAAUGGUCUGGUACACUGGAGUAUAUGAACUCUCGUGCCGAAACCCUUUUCCAACAACUCUGUGAUGCAGAAGAGAAAUUCAGUUGCCUGCAAG